Amoebophrya sp. A25 is the source of this 6055-nucleotide messenger RNA. The record is from the annotation of a GenBank genome assembly. Lineage: Eukaryota; Dinophyceae; Syndiniales; Amoebophryaceae.
GAGUAGAUGAGUGGAGAAGUGAUUAGGUGCCUAACUAUGCAAUGAACUGCAACGAACCUAUUGAUUGGGCCUCUAAGCAUGGAGAGAGUCAUAACUUAGGAGAGGUUCUUCAAGUAUCGUGACGUCCUCGAACGCCCACCCCCUCAUAGGUGAGCCAACUCCUAUCCUAUCCUAGAGUGACGAUUGCGGCAUGGAUUUCAUGAGGUCCCUUCUCAUUCUCUUCAUUUUUUGACGCAAUCUUGUCAGAUUUUGAAUUCAAAUGGGAGUUUUUUGUUGCCUGUUGUAGUGUUCUUGGGCUUUGAAGUGUUGUACUUGGAGAAAGCAAGGAAGUUGGAGAAAACUAGUUGUUUUUAGUUGUUGUAAGUAGUAUCUAGGCAACAAUAUCAUCAAACUUCGCAGUAAAUACAUGCAAUUUUGAUCUUCUACCUAGAACUUCAUUCUAGCAUUUAAACCAAGAAAAUGUCUGGCGUACCUCUUCCCCCUGCGCCGGACCUGGCCUCGCCGGUCGCUGUGUCGCGUGAUGCCAAGGGAGGGCUGUUUUUGCCGUCAUCCGCAGCACCAGAGCCCCUUCACGUGGGUGAUAGCGCAACACAAAACUUCAAGCGAAAUGCGCGCGAUUCUCCUGAGAUAAAACGGAAACACCCGCAGGAACUUCAGUCUGCAACCAAUGAGGCGUUAGAACGCAUGCGCUCCACAGACUUUCACAACGAGUCACUUGCUGCUUUGAACAAACUCUUAAGGCUUAUUACCCUAAUCCAUCUUGAGAUUGAUGCUGAAACUAUUACUACGGGAACAACUUUUAAUUACUAUGAUCGUACAUCUUGGAGGAACUGUCGCAUAUGAACAAGGGGGAACAUCAAGCAGCCUCAUGAUGAGUCUAUUGCGAUGGAUUGGGGUGAGCUGCUCUAAAUCUCGCGCAGGACGAGGACGAUCACAGAGAUAUAUGCUCUGAGGUGUUCUACUCGCACAUACGAGAUCAUCUCAGGGGAUGCAUAUUUGUGUUAAGGGUUUCCGAAUUACCUCCCUCACUACCAUCCUUGGCUCCUCUUCAAGGGGAAAAUAGGUCAACUCAAGGAUGUCCCGAAGAAUGCAAUUCGGCAACCUCUAAUUGUGGGACACGUGAACACCGAUUUGGACUCGGUCGCAGGGGCAAUCGGCGCAGCCGCCUUAUUUGACGGGGUAGCUGCGAUUUCGGAGAAGAAACUGAAUGGCGAAAUUUUGUUCGCACUAAAGGAGUGCGGAAUUGAAACGCCGAUCCUCUUCGAUGACGCACCCGGAGCAAAGACAGACGCUAGAAUGUACUACUCGAAAACUAACUAAGACGCUAGAAUGUACUACUCGAAAACUAACUAAGACGCUAGAAUGUACUACUCGAAAACUAACUAAAACGCUAGAAUUUGAUACUCGAAAACUAACUAAGACGCUAGAAUGUCGAUGUACUACUCGAAAACUAACUAAGACGCUAGAAUGUACUACUUGAAAACUAACUAAGACGCUAGAAUGUACUACUCGAAUAACCGAGUUACUGACAAAAAAAUGGCGGGAAAGGUAGCUUAGCAUCAAGGCUACUCUUUCUGUUUCUUCUCAUCAGCAUCUCGGUUAGUCUGAUCACUUACUUGCUUAUUUCAGUUUAUCGAAGACCUGCGUACUUACUAUCUUUACAGCGUGGACCUUUACGUUCAAAAUCACGGCUCCUGCGGCCAUUUUAUCAUAUAUAGCCGGCUAGUUUUCCUCUUUCUACCUUUAGGUUAUCUCUUCUUGCAACAUAUAUCUUCUACUUUUACGAAUAGCUUCCUACUGAGAUGAACUAAUCUUUUAGACUGAAAGUGCUUCUACUUGUUCUAGUCGUAGUCCUUUACAAACUCUUGUAGGUAUUACAGAUGAAGAUAGAGCUUACACAAACUCUACUAACUAUGUCUCUCUUCUUCAGAUGCCUGGUUGACCAUUCGGAAGACAAGCAGAUGACACCGUUGCUCCGGGAUGCCAAGAACAGAGCCGCAAGGAUAGCAGGAAUCAUAGAUCACCACGCACUGGCGGAGUCUUUCUCAACCUCAAAACCCCUCUACAUGGAUUUGAGGCCAUGGGGUAGCAUGAGCACCAUCAUUAUGGAUGUUGGAGGAACCUAAUCUAUUGUGUCUGUUUGCAAAGCUAGACCACACAGCACCCGAAGAGUAUUGAUCAUCUGUUCUCAUCUACUAGGCGAACUAGCUUGAUGACUUUGUAAAUGUCUACUCGUGCCACCAGUGCAAUUACCUUUUUCAGUCUCUCUAUAGCUUUCUUUUUGUGUCUGUGAAAUGUUUGCUUUCUCUGCGCCCACCGCUGCUGGUGCGUCGAUAUGUAAGUAGCAUUUAGUAUAGGAGGUUAAUGCACUCCCACCAUCGCCGGGCAGCAUCCUGGAAAGUACCUGGGUCAUACUAGUUUUUUAGUAUACCGCCCGCCAUAAUCAGAGGCAGACAGCUUUCUGCAAGCUCUUAGUGUCGACCAUUUUGAAAUCGAUGGCGCAAGUUUUGUAAGUAGCGUUUAGUAUUGGAGGUUAAUGAACUCCCACCAUCGCCGGGCAGCUUCCUGGUUAACACGUGGGUCAUACUUUUAGUAUACCGCCCGCCAUAACCCCCCAUCGAAAAAUUUGUAAUUGUAAUUGUAAUAGAUCCUUACCUUCAGAGUUGCCUAGAAGAUCCAGUAUACGACAACUUCGGCACCCCCAACGACAACUCCAGCACCCCCACCCUCUAAUGGCAUCACCGUUCUCUUCCUGUCGCAUUUCAGCACCCCCACCCUUCUUCUCUAAUGGCAUCACCGUUCUCUUCCUGUCGCAUAAACGCCAUCUGCCACCCAAGAUAGCGAAAAUGCUGCUGAUGGCAGUACUUUCGGACACACUGAACUUGCAAUCAGUGACAACGACGGAUGCGGACAGGCAAGUUGUAACAUUGCUGAGCGCGUAUGGCGGCGUCGCGAACCCAGACGAGCUUGCGCGUAUGCAGUUCCAGAAAAAAACGGAUUUCAUCGUCAAUCUUGGUACUUGUUGGGCAGAAUGAUAAUGGAUAGUACUCAAAGAAUUUGAUUCAAUUUCCACUCAACAUCUUCUUACAAAAUAAAGUUAGACGAGCUUGCGCGUAUGCAGUUCCAGAAAGAAUCUUGGUACUCAAAGAAUUUGAUUCAAUUUCCACUCAACAUCUUCUUACAAAAUAUUAAAGUUAUGUAUGACACGCUCAACAACUGAAAUUCAGGUGCCUACGAAAUGGUUCGCGGUGAUCAAAAAGAUUUCAAAUGUGGCGACUGGAAGUGCGGUAUCUCCGUGUUGGAGGUGACGGCGCCAGAGUUGGUGCUCGCGAUUGCCGAAGAAAUCAUGCUGGAAUUGCGAAUGCUGAAAAAGGAAAAGGGUGAGUGCACCGAGACGGUGCGGUUACCCCGUGGCCAGUGCGGAGGCAGUUCUCCCGUGGCCAGUGCUGCGGCUGCAUCAACAAGAAUGGAGAAGCAAGUCAAGAAAAUACGAGACCACAGGAAAGAGCUCGACUUUGCAUACUUGUUUGUAGUGGAUAUCCUGAACGAGGUCAGCUAUCUUAUAAUCGCUGGUGGUCGCGAACUCGUUCUGGCAAAAAAAGCGUUCCCGAAUGGUAUACUUAAUUUUCACUUUGAUGUUCUGAAAAGAUAAAGAUGAAAACCUGUGUUCACGGUCUUCAAUUUGCCAGCUUGUCUUUCUAUAGUUGCUUAAAAAGUUGUACAACAUAGAGAAAAUUAUCAGUCGAACUUUUCCCUCGCCUUGUUGCUACCUUCUUUGGGGUUGAACAAGGUUAUUAAGUCUAUCACAAAAUCGCAUCACAAAAAUCAGCGCCGCUCUCCCGUUGCGUUCCUCAUCUGGAGGAUGCGCCAGGCAAGACGAUCGGAGUUGACGAAACUAUGAUGACGCUGCCGAAGGGCUAUGUGAGCCGCAAAGCACAGUUUGCUCCAGCGUUUUUGUUAAGAGUGGUGAUUGCGACAAUCAAUGAUUCUAGACGAGAUGAAAGCAAAGCUGUUUUAGAGAAACAUAUCACGUAGAUAAUGACCCCUUCACACCUUCACCUUCUAGGAGGUACCUCUUCACUGAAUGGCCUCAUACAUAGAUGCGUAACGCCAUACAAGAGGCGCCAUGGCAUGACAUGACGUGACAUAUCAUUGUGCACCAGCAUCCACAGGAUCUUGAUGAUCUUGAUCUUGAGCCACGUAACCUAACCUAACCUAAGCUAACCUAACCGCCUCUUCGUGCUCUUUCUCUAAUCCAUAACGCACUGGCGGACUUCACGUGCCACAAGGUCCCGGCGACGCAGAUGCCAGCUCCUGCUACUGUUGAAGAGGACUAUUCCGAAAAAGUGUAUCUUGACAGCAAGGACGCCUGGGAGCACGAUUCCGUCAAACUCUCACGUACCAGUCGGGUCUUCAAACGGAGUGCGAGCUCAAGCCCGGCUUUAUGAGACAAGGAAUUUAGUAGUAGGUGCAAGCUAGUUGUACUUACGUAGUAGUAAUACAUUAUACAACAAGCUAGUUGUAGUAGUGCAAGUGACCAGUAGUCGAUGUACCGAAGGGCAGCAUUAGAAUUGUGCCCAAGAUUUUGAUAGUAGAUACUCUUUCAUCUAUUUUCCAAAUCGCCUCCACCUCUUGUGAUCAAGUAGGAAUCUCUCUUUCCGUAGUUUUUCUCUUUCGUUUUGUAUCAUAACCACCAGAUUGUAACCAGAUUACAUUAAUUAUGGUCUUGUGGUCCAUCCCUCAAUCAAUCAAUCAUCUUGCUUUCAUGUUUGUCGGGAAACAGAAGCAAGGACACGCGCAACGCUUGCGUCUGUUUCGCAUGAUUUUUCCCGCGGAAUGCCAAGAAGCCUCAUCUCGCCUUCGUUAUCUCCCACCUUUAAGGCUACAAGAGAUCCAUCUUCGCAGGCAUCUGGAUCUCGUUUGUAAAGGGGAAAGGAAGGCCAGGAUGCUGCUGAGGAUGGACAUCUCUUCUAGUUCUAAUACCUGUUUUCCAGAUGCAGACGCUUGUACCUGAGUGCGCACACACGCUUUUCAGAAGGUGACUCGAUUCUCUUUCGUCUUCUUUCACUGCGGUCUCGUUUUUUGGAGUUUGCGUGUAUGGGCGCUUCAUCUUCCACUCAUAAUGUUGCAAGGAAACUACUCUUCAGUUUAACAUAAAAAGAGAAGUCUCUAAGAUUCUAAGACAACUGCUACAAGAUUGUAAAUACAGCUGUUUGGGACUGGAAGCGAUACACCGAUACACCUUGUUUAGCCAUUUCCAUUCUCUCUUCUUUUGGUAUGUCGAUGCUACGCUAUCCGAUCCUAUGACCGUCGCCCACGAUGUCCAUCGCCUGUUUCCGUUAAGUUUUCGCUUCAGGGGAGUCAACAUGUUAAUGUACCCACGGAACUUGCUAAUUACCCACACUUAGUGGGUACAUUCAUUCAUUCGUGCUAAUUAACUCAAGGUUUUGGUAACCCGCUACUUUAUACACUAGAUAAAUUCUUCUACUCGGCUCUACCCCAUUUCUAUAAUUGAACUAGUUCAACAAUAGGUCAAUAAUUCAACUUUGACUGACUCCAUGGAGUUCAUAGGCAGCAUUGCCUGAGAACUCUCGCUAUUGAUGAUUUGAAAUUGUUCUUUAGACGUCCUCCUUCACUUUCAUUUUCAAUUUCAUACCGAGCGAAAGCGUGUUCAGCAACUGCCAGUGCCAUUAAAAGGACGAGUCGUUUUGGUUGACUUGCAUUUUUCUGUCAGAGCGACUUGCUUUCCUAACAACAGAAAUACGACUUGCAGCUACACUGUUAACGUCAGGCAUCAAACAAUAAAAUUUACAACUGCUGCAAACUACAGGCGCAUCACAAUUAAUUAUAAUUACUACCUUUAGCCGACCCAUCUUCUUUUGGAAAGUAGAAACAAUCAAAGUCAAACCCCUUGUUAUUUUUCGGGAGAACCAACGGACGAUGAACGAACGCACUGACCUAAAGAGAGAAAACGAUUUCGAGAACCGAGAACGACCCUACGCUGAGAGAGGAUGCCAUCAUUUCCUCGAGUGGGCAUGAAGGAUAUAUGUAUGAU